This is a messenger RNA of Tremella mesenterica DSM 1558, 918 nucleotides long. RefSeq lists its product as uncharacterized. Gene Ontology annotation, molecular function: RNA binding. The record is from RefSeq and is a predicted model, not a curated record. The transcript is spliced from 11 exons. NCBI's taxonomy places the organism in Eukaryota, Fungi, Basidiomycota, Tremellomycetes, Tremellales, Tremellaceae. Bases 56 to 727 code for a protein of 223 amino acids.
UUCCCAUACCCUCUUUGUCUCUUUCUUUAAAUUCAACUCCCUCUAUUCUGCAACAAUGUCCGGCGCAAAAGUCUAUGUUGGCAAUCUUUCGUGGAACACCACGGAUGACACUCUUCGCGACGCUUUUAUGCAAUUUGGUCAAGUACUCGACAGCAUCGUCAUGAAAGAUCGUGAGACCGGCCGUUCUCGUGGAUUUGGUUUUGUCACCUUCAGUACUGCUGAGGAAGCUGAGAUCUCCAUUCAACAAAUGAACGAGCAACCGCUUGAUGGUCGUAACAUCCGAGUCAACAUGGCAAAUGCUAAACCCGCCGGCGGUGGUGGUGGCGGCUUCGGUGGUGGUGGUGGCGGCGGUUACGGUGGUGGCGGAUACAACUCUGGCUAUGGCGGUGGUGGUGAAGGAGGUCAAGGUGGCUACGGAGGUGGUGGUGGCCGAGGAGGUUAUGGAGGCGGUGGUGGCUACGGUGGCGGUGGUCAAGGUGGAUAUGGCGGCGGUGGCUAUGGUGGCCAGCAAGGUGGUGGCGGCUACUCUGGCGGCUACGGCGGUCAAGGUGGCUAUAGUGGCGGUGCCAGUGGCGGCUACGGUGGUCAACAAGGUUAUGGCGGCCAACAAAGCUACGGCGGUGGCCAGGGUAAUUACGGCGCUGCUCCUGCUGCCCAAGGCUCAGGCGACUACGCCCAAGGUGGAGCUCAAAGCAACCAAUACGGCUCUGGUUCCGGCCAGUACUAAGCCAUUCCUUCCACUUUCCGUGUAACCAAAGCCCCUCUCCUUCCCCCCCUUUUUCCCAUCUUGCGACAAAAAUAAUCCCACCCGAAUCGACGAGACCGACGGCCUGAGCAUUAUUCAUCUUUUCAUUCGUUGUGGGAACAAUGAGGCGCCUUCGUAAAUCUGCUAGUGUGAAUGAAUCCGUUUGACCGUUG